Messenger RNA from Dunckerocampus dactyliophorus (ringed pipefish), 4092 nucleotides. RefSeq names its product chemokine (C-C motif) receptor 12a (gene ccr12a). Bases 558 to 1835 code for a protein of 425 amino acids. Gene Ontology annotation, biological process: immune response; G protein-coupled receptor signaling pathway; chemotaxis. NCBI's taxonomy places the organism in Eukaryota, Metazoa, Chordata, Actinopteri, Syngnathiformes, Syngnathidae. The transcript has 2 exons. Gene Ontology annotation, cellular component: membrane. Gene Ontology annotation, molecular function: chemokine receptor activity. The record is from RefSeq and is a predicted model, not a curated record.
AUCCAAGCACGGUCCAUCUUACGUAAUAAGUCUUUGCACCAUUUUGGGAACAGUGGUAUUGCACACUCGAUGGGAGAGUCAGGACACAAAGUGCAGCAGUCAGCAUUUUCACUUCUCUCUUUGGAGUGACUAACCGUAAUACGCACGUAACACACACUUCCCUUAACAUGCAGGAUACUUACCAUGUCAACACUGGGAGCUACACGUUGCCAAAUGCAGAUUAGAAAUCUCUUCUUUUCUUCUCCGAGUGCGCCAUCAUAAUGGUUCGGUACUUUUUUAAGGCCACGGUUCGUUUUGGUUACAGUAGGGGAACAAAAUGCUCUCCAUCUUGUUUGUGACAUUAAAAGACUAAUUUGGCUCUGUUUUGUUUGUGGCAAUAAAAAACCAACAGUAACAAGCGAGAGAAGAACGUCCAUUUGUAUUUCUAAACUCAUUUGUUUUUCUUUUCAUGUUUUUUCCUCAUGUGUUGCGCAUUUCUUAUGGCCAAUUCUGCAAAUUCAAUGAUUGCGUGAUUACAUCAUACUCCAACCCACCGACACCACAGAUAGAUUGCAGGCAUGUGGGAAACACUGAACGGCCGUAGCGGGACGGCUGUGCAAAAGUACGUUGGUAAACUGCACUCCCUGGCAAUGAGUUGCCACCUUGGGCUUUUAGCUUGCUGGCUAGCACUGCUUAACUCUUUCAGUGGGGAUCGGUUGGCCCAGCUUCGAGCCCGAGCGGGUGCAGGGCCAAGUAAUAGGACAAUCCCAGCCAUGGAUACAAAUGAAGAUCAAUAUUAUCUCCUCCAGGAGCUUCUGAAUAACCUUGACGUGACGUACGACCCGAGCUACGUUCAGAGCGAAAGUGUUAAACUCUGCGACAAGUCGUCUGUCGUUAACUUUGGUUCCGAAUUCAACCCGGUGUUCUGCUACGUCAACUUCAUCCUGAGUUACCUGGGCAACGGCCUGGUCCUCUACAUCAUCUUCAAGUAUGAGAAGCUCAACACAGUGACAAACAUCUUCCUGCUUAACCUGGUCCUUUCCAACAUCCUCUUCGCCUCCAGUCUCCCUUUCUGGGCCACAUAUCAUCAGUCUGAGUGGAUUUUUGGUACUGCACUGUGUAAGAUUGUGAGCAGUGCCUAUUUCAUUGGCUUCUACAGCUCCAUCCUCUUCCUCACGCUCAUGACGUUUGAUCGCUACCUCGCGGUGGUUCAUGCCGUGGCGGCUGCCAGGAGCAGGAAGAGGAGCUAUGCGGUGGUUUCUUCUGUGGUGGUUUGGUGUAUUAGUAUUCUCGCCAGCGUGAAAGAGCUGGUUUUCCAGAACGUGUUUGAGAGUCAGUUCAAUGGACUGAUGUGUGAGGAGUCCGGGUUCUCGGCGGCAACCAUGGCCUUCUGGCGCCUGGUCAGCUACUACCAACAGUUCCUCAUGUUCUUCCUCCUCCCUCUCUUCAUGGUGACAUACUGCUACAUUAGCAUCACCAUCCGCAUCCUGUCCACUCGCAUGAAAGAGAAAUGCCGUGCCAUCAAGCUCAUAUUCGUCAUCAUCUUCACCUUCUUCAUAUGUUGGACCCCCUACAACGUGGUCAUCCUCCUCCAAGCCAUACAGAGCACCAGUUCAGAAGUGGAGUGCGCCAACUCUAAUAAGCUGGACUAUGCGAUGUUUGUAACGCGUAAUUUAGCCUACCUGUACUGCUGUAUCAGUCCAGUCUUCUACACCUUUGUGGGGAAGAAGUUCCAGAGCCACUUUAAAAGGAUGCUUGCUAAGAAAAUCCCUUGUUUGAGGAGACGCUUCAGUCUCAGCAGCCACAGCACCAGAUCCACAUCACAGAGGACGCCUCAUUCUGAUAAUGAGUACUAGAUAAACCUACGCCAGGGGUGUCCAAAAUGCAGUCCGCUACUCAAAUUACUGAAAUAAAAGAAACACAACCCACAUUAGACAUUAUGAAGGAUUAUUUUGGCCAUCCAGAAAACAAAAAAUUGGCCCACAUCCAAGAAAAAUAGCCCCAACAAACCAAAAUGGCCAACUGCCUGUAUGUCUUCCAGCAUACGUUCUUUGGUGAUUUUCAUGUAUUAUGAACACGUGUACAGCAGAUUCGUGAUUCCUACCUGCAAAUUUGCAGAUUUUGGGCAAAAAAAAAUGUAAAUAGCCUGUUUUUUUCCACAGAAAACACAUCUAAAUUGCCCUGUGGCGCUACUAAUUUAUAAUUAGGUCGUAAAACAGCCAAAAUGUACAGCAUACACAGGCACGGAUUUAGAGGGGCUAAUAAAAUGAUAAACCAUCCUGGAUUCCAGUCACCCAGUCCCAGUGAAGGUACAUGUAUGUCUAAACCGGUACACGUUGAUUUAUUAGUACUGCUACUAGUACCAAGACACAUCACCCCAGGCCACAGUCAGUCAACUGACCCCAGAGCUGAUCUGGCCUGAUUCUGAUGUAUGUCCAUAGGGACAUGCAUCUGACAUGCAUCUGAAUUAUGGGCGCAUGGUGGACGCAUAUGCCAGAAUGCAACCGAGACACAUGCUAUUCCUGAACCCACUGUCAGGCUGAUAAUUUACAUUGGACAUUGAACAUGUGCUGUACAUGGCUAUUCAGGUGGAGGUGCAAAAUAAAGGUUCUGGCAUCGUGACUAUGAGGAAAACUGUUGUCUAUUCUCAAUGAAAAUGAACCAGAAAAGCCACCCCCAGUGACAUAAAAUUAUACUCAAUUCCUCGGAAUUUACAGCUGCUUCAAAUUGGAAAAUAUUUCAGGAAAUUGAGCUAAAAUGGGUUUCUCCUAGUACUGGUAAUUUUAUAAAUAGAAUGUUUUGGCUUAAACGAUAUAUUCCAAGGAUAAAAAUAACAAGAAACUCUUGAAAUUAAGGACAUAAAAUUGGCCUCAGAUAUCACAGGAUUGCAGGAAAUGAGGUCUAAUUUAAAAAAAAAUUCUGGGGGAGGUUCCCCCGAACCCCCGCUCCAUUUACAGCACUUCGGCCUACGGCCUCGGCCACACCCCCCCUUUUCAAAAAAGCUAGAUCCGCCCCUGAUACAUGUACCACCAAAAAAGAGCUCACAAUUCUUACAUGUUUAUGCUCCACUGUUUUUUUCCUCAAGCGUUGCAAAUUCCACAUUUUGUACCUCUGUCCUUGAACGCAACAUAGUUGUGUGACAAGGUGCCAAAUUAAAGCUUAUUUUACUUCUACAUAGUGACUCCCAGCUGUUCAUAAAUCAUUUUACAUUAUCAGUCAUUAGUGGUGAGUACCUGUAAGUUUUCUGUGUUCAAUAAUAAAAAACAAUAAUUGAAAAAAAUAAAAAAAUUAAAUGUAUAAAAUUACAAUUAUUUGUGUAGGUGUGUCAGGCAAUGUUUAGGGCGUAAACCUGGUUUGUGUCACGAGUGAACAAUGGCAACUGAAGAGAGAAAGGGUUGGGGGGUCUGGAGCUGAAUCUAAUUAUAUGUUGAUCUGAAAUUGAAGGCGAAUGGGGUUUGGAGGGAGUGGAGCAAGCCGUGUGUCAAAAAUAGACAUUUUUAUGGGUUUGUCAAUGACUUAUGGGGAUCUACUGUAUUUGGGCCACAUCUAAAACAAAAAAAGGCCCAAAUCCAUAUAAAAUGGCAUACAAAAUGGCCAGCAAUGUGUGCAUCUUUCAGCAUAGGUUUUGGAUGAUUUUUGUGUAUUCUGUCAGGAUGAACAUGUGCCCUGGAUUUGCUGUCAAUCACAACAACCCAGGUGGCAGAUGGGAAUAUUGCCUCACUCUCCAGGAGGCGCUAGUGAGUGGGUCAAGCCAUACAAUAUGUCUGCCCUUUGUAUUGCGCUAUAUGUUUUCUGAAACAUUUUGUGUGGCAGUUUAUUCUCCCUUGGACGAUUGAGCAUGUGCCUUGAGACAGUUUCCUUGAGGUUUUUUUUUUCUUGCCUUUUAUACAGUUUGAAAAACUCACACACGCUUGUCUUAGGUAAUAUCAUAAAAUAUAAUCAAAUAUACACAUUUUAGACAUUGUGAGGCAUUGUUACACAAAGACAUUAUUAGAAGAAUGAACUGUUGCUAGAAGUCUGCAUUAACUGUAAAGCUGCUUGAUUUUGUUUUUCUGCGAGUGUCAUUGACAAGCAGAGUGCUUUAAAGUGAACUGCAUUAACUUUAAAAUGGCA